Messenger RNA from Prorocentrum cordatum, 197 nucleotides. The record is from the annotation of a GenBank genome assembly. NCBI's taxonomy places the organism in Eukaryota, Dinophyceae, Prorocentrales, Prorocentraceae.
CGGUGGCAGCCGUGGUGCUCGUCGUGCAGCUCGCGCUCGGCCUUCCUCCCACGGCAAUGCUGGCCCUGCUCCUGAGCCCCCUCGCCGUGCUCGCCGUGCUGGCCGCGCUCGUGGCGCUGGCGGGGACGUCCCUAUGUCUCCUGGUGCUGCAGCCUCGCAUCGGGGCCCCGACCCUGCGGCUCUGGGAGCAUCUCGCG